Labeo rohita (rohu) is the source of this 2233-nucleotide messenger RNA. RefSeq lists its product as uncharacterized. NCBI's taxonomy places the organism in Eukaryota, Metazoa, Chordata, Actinopteri, Cypriniformes, Cyprinidae. The coding region runs from base 696 to 1856 and encodes 386 amino acids. The record is from RefSeq and is a predicted model, not a curated record. The transcript is spliced from 7 exons.
UUUGAAUUUGCAGGUUACUCUAUGUUCUCAAUGAUUUUUUUUUUUUUGGUCAAAAUUAACCCGCAAUAGUCUUUAUUUUUGUUGUAUCUGUACAAACAUAAGUACAUCUGGUUUGAUCUGGUUUUAUCGGUUAGAUAAACAGCUUACGUGUUUGUGGUCGUUGUGUGUGUCAACAGUUUGUGUGUGAAGCAUUUCUUCUUUUUGUAAUAAAGGAUUAACAUUCACUGUUAUUCUUAUAUAUAAAUGAACAGUGACAUCAGGUUUAAAUUUAGGUCUAAACUCACUGGUUAGAAAAAGAUUAAAUUGUCCAGCAUCAGUGUGUGUGAUCUGAUUGGUUCUCUCUGCUCUGGUGGGAGUGGCUACUGUCAUUCUUUUGGUUUAUGACAUCAACAAGAUCAAGCACAUAUUUACACAUCAAAGGUCACAGCAGCAUUGUAAUCCAUAGCAGUUGAAUAUUAAUCAUAUUUUCAUAUCAAAGAACAUAAAGCCAUCAGAGAAACUCUGAAAUCAGUGAGACCACAGACCAGAGCCAAACACUCUAAGGAUCUGGCACAUAAGAGGAAAUUGAGGCCUACUAGAGCUCAACGUGUGAAGAGUAAAAGAGAUGUUGGCCACUUAAUUUUACUACAGAGGAGCUUCACAUCAGCGUGUCAGUCAUUUUUUUUAACCGUUCGUGUGGAGUCAAACCUUUGAAGAUGUUUCACAGAUUUUUCUUCUGUUUGUGGCAUCUGGUUGGUGUGCUUGGUUUUGCUAAUGAAGUAUCAGUGAGGAAGGGAAGUUCAAUCACUCUGAACUCUGGUCUUACUGAAAUGAAAGACGAUGAUCUGAUUAAGUGGAGGUUUGGAAAUAAAAACAUGUCACUAGCUGAAAUCAAUAAACAGACUGACAGCAUGACUGUAUAUGAUGAUGUUCUUGAUGGGAGAUUCAGAGACAGACUGAAGCUGGACAAUCAAACUGGAUCUCUGACCAUCACAAACACCACAACUGAACAUACUGGAUAUUACAAACUACAGAUCAACAGUGUGACAAAGUAUUUCCUUCUCACUGUCUACGGAGAGAAGUCUGUGUCAGUGAAAAUUGGAAACUCAAUCACUCUAAACUCUGGCUUUACUGAAAUUAUGGAGGAUGAUCUGAUUCAGUGGAAGUUUUUUGAUGAUCCAAUUCUGUGGUGGUAUGGAUAUGAAUACAUUUUAAUAGCUGAAAUCAAGAAAUGGGUCAACAGCAUAACUGUACAUGAUGAUGUUCUUAAUGGGAGAUUCAGAGACAGACUGAAGUUGGACAAUCAAACUGGAUCUCUGACCAUCACAAACAUCACAACUGAACAUGCUGGACAUUAUAAACUGCAGAGCAAAUAUAUGAAGAUUGAUAUCUUUUUCACUGUUUAUGAUGAAAUAUCAGUGAUGGAGGGAGAUUCAGUCACUCUAAAUUCUCAUUUUACUGAAAUUAUGGAUGAUGAUGAGUUUAGGAGGAUUCGGGAAAAGUUUUUAGAUGAUCAGAUUCACUGGAGGUUUUUAAAGACUUUAAUAGUUAAAUUCAAUAGACGAGUUGACAAAAUUAUUGUAUAUGAUGAUGUACUUGAUGGGAGAUUCAGAGACAGACUGAAGCUGGACAAUCAAACUGGAUCUCUGACCAUCACAAACAUGAGAACUGAACUGGCUGGAGAUUAUAAACUAAAGAUAACUGGAGCAAAGCCGUCAUCAAUAACAUUUAGAGUUUCUGUCAAUUACUCUGUCCACUGUUGUGGUUCUACUGAAGCUGUGAUCCGAUUGGUCCUCUCUGCUCUGGUGGGUGUGGCUACUGUCAUUCUUCUGGUUUAUGACAUCAGAUCCAGAAGAGUUGAACAAGAUCAAGAAUAAAUUCACACAUCAGAAAGUAUUGAAACCUAAAGCAGAUGCUGAACUUUAAAGGUUCUUCAAGUGUGGUUUUUGUUCUUCUAGUGUUUUUGUCAUAAUACAUACAAUGAUCAUUUGAGCUUGCACUCUCUCUUUCCAUGUCAGAUUAAAAAAAAAAAAACCUAUUUCUAAGGCUUUAUUGUUUAAAUUUCUCCCUUAUACAAUAAAACAAUAAAGAGACACACAGAUCUCACGUUACUAUUGCUGUCUGUUUUAUGUUUCAAGAGUCUCUCCAUGUUUUAUUGAAUUUAUUAUGCUGAGCGCCUCCUGUAAAAUUCAGCUUUCAAGCUAGAACCACCAAACUCAGCCCAGUUCUUCGGACUGAUCUCACUUAGUGUGCU